GUCCCUCCUCCUCGUUACUGACCCGCCCUGCGGGUUUCCCUGUGCCACUGCGGUGAAACCAACGGUAAAAGAGGAUCUGGUUAAAAAAGUAAACAACAACCUGAAUAUCACGAGCGCCGUGUUUUGUAAUAGCGAGACCCCCCUUUUAUAUAGUUUUUUUCCCUUUCCGUUCACAUCUCCGGGUCAACCUAUUUCAUCAUCCAACCGGCAAAAUGGGAAAUGAGGCAAGUUACCCCCUGGAAAUGUGCUCGCAUUUCGAUGCUGAUGAGAUUAAGCGUCUGGGAAAGAGGUUUAAGAAACUGGACCUAGAUAACUCUGGGUCCCUUAGCGUGGAGGAGUUCAUGUCCCUCCCUGAACUCCAGCAGAACCCGCUGGUCCAGAGGGUCAUCGACAUCUUCGACACCGAUGGAAACGGAGAGGUGGACUUCAAGGAAUUCAUUGAGGGAGUCUCACAAUUCAGUGUCAAGGGGGACAAGGAGUCAAAACUUCGGUUUGCCUUCCGAAUCUACGACAUGGACAAGGAUGGCUACAUCUCCAACGGAGAGCUCUUCCAGGUACUGAAGAUGAUGGUAGGAAACAACCUGAAGGACACCCAGCUGCAGCAGAUUGUGGACAAGACCAUCAUCAACGCAGACAAGGACGGAGACGGCAGGAUAUCCUUUGAAGAGUUCUGCUUAGUGGUGGGUGGCCUUGACAUACACAAAAAGAUGGUGGUAGACGUGUGAGCAUGUCCCUCCGCUCCCUCCCCUCGCUUUCUUCUCCAUCGGUCUCUGAAGAUCUGCUCAAGACGUCUGGCAAACACUUUGUGUAUCAAUGGAAGUAUUCUCUCUCCCCGUGAAGCCACUUUUUUCUCUCCCCUAAACAAGCCACAAGCUUCGCAAAGCCAAUUUAGUUGUGUUAUUGAACUCCGAUCCUCUCAAUAACCUGAAGGACAGCUAUUUUUGUUUGUAAGAGCAUCCCAGUUUGAGGGAGGGAGGGGAAAGGUUGGCUUGAUUAUUUUUUGUCAACAUUUUUUUUGUAAUGUUAUUUUUUUUUAAAUAUUUAUUUUUGUUCUGGUCUCUUUUUUUUAAUAGACAAGUAUAUCUAUAAAUGUUUAUUUAGUGGGGAAAUGUGUCAUUAUCUGAGGUGUUGCGUUUAAAUAAUAUACUUGAUUUGGGUUACAAUUCAAAACGUAGGGUAUAAAGUGCCAACCAGGACAUAUGGUAUUGUUAUUAUUAAGUAUCCAACAUUGCGGUCAGUGAUGGACUGGUUUGUGAUGAGUCAAACGCUCGCUGCAAGAUCACUAAUGGUUAGAUGCAAAUUUCAUUUUCAAAAAUAAUUAAAUAAUUAAAUUUGACUCUUGAGCAGGUUGGAUUAGAUAAAUUAAGACAUUUGACUCUUGAGCAGGUUGGAUUAGAUAAAUUAAGACAUUUGACUCCUGAGCAGGUUGGAUUAGAUAAAUUAAGACAUUUGACUCCUGAGCAGGUUGGAUUAGAUAAAUUAAGCUUCCGAUCACAUUAAACAUACCUGUUGGAAGUUUAGUGAUGGGCUGUUUUAUUACAGGUUUAUACUUUGAGAUUAUUAUUCUAAGCGUAGAGAUAGAUGCCAAGAAAGUGAUACUUAUUUGUAUUUUACUUACUUUAACGACACGUUUGUACGUUGAACCAUAUGACAAUCCCCCAAUGCAAAGUAAAUGGGCGGCAGGUAGCCUAGCAGUCAGAGGCGAGCCAGCAACCGGAGGGUUGCUAGUUUGAAUCCCUGUGUCUGAUGGGAAAAAUCUGAAGGGAAGUGAGCUGGUAACCAGAGGGUUGCUGCUGGUGUCAAAUCCUAGAUGGCAUAACCUGCCGUUGUACCCUUGAGCAAGACCCUUAACCCCCCCCCUCACAGCAACUGCUCCAUGGGCUCCGUAGUAUGGCAGAGUCCCCUGCUUGAACCUGUGUGUGUGUGUGUCUUGGGAUAAAGUCAAAUGUUCUGUUGCACCUUGUGUACAAUUGAAUGAAUAAAAGGAUCUUGUACAGCUUGAUCACUCAAAUUCAAAAAAAUAAUAAUCUCUUUAACAUGGACCAUCUAUGUAUUUGUAUUUUAUUAUAUCUUAAACUGAGGAAUAUCCUAAAAUAUCAAGAUGAGAAAGAUUUAAUGAAUGUCAGUGAGUUGAGGGAAUAUAGAAUGUUAUGGCAUGUUAUUGAGACUCAACUACAGGCAGCAUAGUAACUGUAUAUUAGGUCAAUGUUUGCUCAUCUUAGUAGAGAGCGGCUGCUGCAGCAGCCAAUGUCAAACCCCCCCCCCAUCAAUAGUGCAUUUACAGUACAGGGUUCUUUCUAAUGCAACAACGCAGUUACUCGUAAACUUUUGACAUGAUCAAUGGACAUACGGUACAUUUGAGAGUACAUUAGAAAGUGAAGAUUUAAGAACCUAUUACAAUCGCCUCAUCGGUCCUCUCCCUCCGUGGUAUUCACAGUAGGGAGACUGACACAAGUUUAAGGUGAAAUGGGCAUCCCGAGAAUAUAAUUGUAACAAAAUGGCGGCAGGUUGUAUUUUAAUUAUUUGAUAGUUGGUUUGGAAACCAUUGGUUUUAGUGAGACGUCUCAAAUGCUUCCCUGCAUAGUGUACUACUUUUUAACCAGGGCCCAUAGCUCAGGUCAAAAUGAGUGCAUCAUAUAGGGCACUGUACAAGUGGCUUUUCUUGGGUUUCCUAUGUUUGCAUGAUGAUUUUCCUUGUGCAUGUAGAUGAUCCAUUUAAAUAAUCCUGGUUAAAACACGUGAAUGGUGAGGUCAGUAAUAACGAUAUUUAAUCAUCUACUGGGAAACAUAUUGGAUUUUGUCCCAACUUUGUUAAAUGUUCACAUUAUGGAGCAGUAAUCCAAACAAACUGAACUACAUGUUAACUUUGUAUCCCCCCCCCCCCCGGAUCAGCGCGAUGAGGUUUCUAUUCCUGUAAAAAGCUGGUCCCAAAGUCAACUGCCACUCACUGUACUCGACACGGUUUUCCAUUCCUUCAUCUAUAUAGUUCAGAUUUUAGUUCUGCAAGUACUACUUUCUCUAUUUUCUUUGAAAGGGACUCGGUGCUCUUUUAGUUUUGUGUGGGAACUGAAACGGCUAAGUUUGUCUAAUAGUUAUUUUCCCCUUUCUCUGCAUGGUGCAUCUGAUGCUGUGGGACUGUUGGAAACUUGAUAUUGUAAGAAAAUUUAAAAAAUAAUAAUAAUAAAACACUUUUAAACAUUUUAA
Molecule: messenger RNA, 3204 nt
Organism: Oncorhynchus masou masou (cherry salmon)
Lineage: Eukaryota; Metazoa; Chordata; Actinopteri; Salmoniformes; Salmonidae
Gene: ppp3r1a
Product: protein phosphatase 3, regulatory subunit B, alpha a
Exons: 6
Coding region: 213-725 (170 amino acids)
Biological process (GO): protein dephosphorylation; calcineurin-mediated signaling
Cellular component (GO): calcineurin complex
Molecular function (GO): calcium ion binding; calcium-dependent protein serine/threonine phosphatase regulator activity; phosphatase binding
Source: RefSeq, a predicted model, not a curated record